AUGGAGAUCUGUGACAUCAUCAAUGAGACUGAGGAAGGGCCUAAAGAUGCCAUGCGUAUGGUGAAAAAGAGGCUCAACGGCAACAGGAACUUCCGUGAAGUGAUGCUGGCUCUUACCGUUCUGGAGACUUGCGUGAAAAACUGCGGCCACCGUUUUCACGUCCACGUCGCCAAUAGAGAUUUCAUCGAAGGCAUCUUGGUGAAGAUCAUCACUCCGAAGACCAACCCUCCGGCUAUAGUACAGGACAAAGUGCUGUCACUGAUUCAGGCUUGGGCAGAUGCCUUCAGGAGCAGCCCGGACCUCACUGGAGUCGUGCACAUUUACGAGGAGCUGAAGAGGAAAGGAAUUGAGUUCCCGAUGGCAGACCUGGAUGCUUUGUCGCCCAUCCACACGCCACAGCGGGGUGUCCCAGAGGUAGAUCCAGGCACGCACAAGUACAGAGCGUCUGCUCAGCCAAACGCGGCGUCUCAGACGGGCCCUACACCUGCAGCUGCCGCCACAGCUGACUUCAACCCCGCCCAGAUCCCACCCGUAUCAGGACCCAUCACAGCAAACCCAGAGCAGAUCGCAAGGCUGAGAAGUGAGCUGGACGUUGUGCGUGGGAAUAUUAAAGUGAUGUCGGAGAUGCUGACAGAGAUGGUGCCGGGCCAAGAAGACGCCUCUGACCUCGAGCUACUCCAGGAGCUGAACAGGACGUGUCGAGCCAUGCAGCACAGAGUAGUGGAGCUCAUCUCCCGCGUGUCUAAUGAAGAGGUCACCGAAGAGCUGCUGCACGUCAACGAUGAUUUAAACAACAUCUUCCUGCGUUACGAGAGGUAUGAGAGAUACAGAGUAGGCAGAGCAGCACAAAACAACGGGGUCCUGAAUGAGGCUUCAGAGGAGGAUAAUCUAAUAGAUCUGGGUCCUGCUUCUCCAGCAGUGGUCACUCCUCGGGUCAGCACUACACCCACUCGUACACCCACAUCCACCCUUCAGCCCGCUCCCCCUGCUCCUGCUGCAGCGUCUCUCUCCACGCAGCUUGCUGGACUCGAUGUGGGUGCAGACAGCGUCAGCGGCACUCUCAGCUCUCUGAGCGCUCACAACCCUCAGGACGACUUUGACAUGUUCGCCCACACCAGGUCCAGCUCUCUGGCCGACCAGCGCAAAAACGUUAAAUAUGAAGAACCUCAGGCUCUGGUGGGCCUGGCAUCCGCUUUGGACAUCAGACAGCAAAAUGCCACUGGGCCGAAUGUAAAAGGUCCUAACGCUGAGUUGGAGCCCAUAGACAGCUGGCUCAUUACCCAAGGAAUGAUCCCCGUAUCGCAGUCCUCUGUCAUGGAUGACAUUGAGGAGUGGCUCUGUGCCGAUGUGAAAGGUGAAGAGGCCGAGGAAGGAGUCACGAGUGAAGAGUUCGACAAGUUUUUGGAGGAGCGGGCCAAAGCUGCAGACCAGGCCUCACCGCUGGCCCCCGCCGGAGAGCCCCGGCCCCCAGCGAGCGGCCGAAAGAGGACACAGCAGACGGAGGACAAUCUCUUUGCCUUGUGAAACAUUCCCCCGAGCGCUCCUCCCGUCCCUUUACAACCCCGCUGGUGUUAUACGUCUAAUACCCCCCCGCACUGUGAGCGUCCAGCUUGGUAACCGCAGACUCUGAGCUAAGCACACAUGUAGCCAGAAUGAUUCUCUUUAGAGAGCUCGCUGCUUUCACUCCUGUCUAAUAAUCGUCAAAUAGAGUAUUUAUCGUUCGUUAACGGACUAACGCUCUUGUCAUUCCGUGAGGUGAGGCGUCGAAGCGGUUGGGCUGUGGGAUUCAGUCUGUCUCUGUGGUAAACAUUAGAUCUCACUCGGGAGCGAGGAGACUCUCGUUUAUGAGGCUUCGGCGGCCAUAUUCUCGUGAUCAUGUGCGGAUUACCAAAGACAGAAGAAUAAAAGCGUUUUUCGUCGCUAAAGGUUUUUGCGAGCAAGCAAAAAAGCGGUUUUACGGUUUAAAAGGCACCGUUCGAGGGCAUUUAAAGCGUCCGCAAAUGCAAUUUAAUGAUCCAAAAAUAGGAAAAUGCAUCCUAAUUUUGGUGGUGAUGGAGGAUUUACUGGAACAUUCUUGUUUAAAAACAAAUUGCAUAUUUCAUCCCAAAAUCAAUAGAAAUAUUUAGAUUUGUGCAAAACUGUUUUCAACAUUGGUGAACAAUAAUAAUAAUAAUAAUAAUACGUACAUAUGUUUAGCUGUUUCCGACAUUGAAAAUAAUAAUAAAUAUUUUAACUCUUCAUAACUGUUCAACAUUAUUAAUAAUGAUAAUAAAAAUUAUAAUAAAUAUUUCAACACUAAUGAUAAUAAUAAUAUUUUCAGCUGUUUUUAA
Puntigrus tetrazona (Sumatra barb) is the source of this 2330-nucleotide messenger RNA. RefSeq names its product TOM1-like protein 2 (gene tom1l2a). The record is from RefSeq and is a predicted model, not a curated record. Gene Ontology annotation, molecular function: ubiquitin binding; clathrin binding; phosphatidylinositol binding. Gene Ontology annotation, cellular component: endosome; membrane. Gene Ontology annotation, biological process: signal transduction. Lineage: Eukaryota; Metazoa; Chordata; Actinopteri; Cypriniformes; Cyprinidae.